Epinephelus lanceolatus (giant grouper) is the source of this 1836-nucleotide messenger RNA. RefSeq names its product pleckstrin homology domain containing, family J member 1 (gene plekhj1). Gene Ontology annotation, biological process: endosome organization; receptor recycling; retrograde transport, endosome to Golgi. The record is from RefSeq and is a predicted model, not a curated record. Gene Ontology annotation, cellular component: trans-Golgi network; early endosome; recycling endosome. NCBI's taxonomy places the organism in Eukaryota, Metazoa, Chordata, Actinopteri, Perciformes, Serranidae.
UACCACCAGUGAGGAGUGUCUGCCAGUGUGUGUCCGUUGUGUACCAUGAAGGAGAGGAGUGACUCCGCUGUGUUUGCCUGACCGCAGAAAUGACCAAACACACUCCGCCACAUCUCGGGAACACCAGAUAACGACACAGGACGACGGUUAACCGACAGUUUCGACGUCACCGUCUCUAUACACUAUAGUUAUCUGACUCCAUUAUUAUGUUGUCGGUGGGAAAGGCUCGGUCGUAGCCUCACUGUCCCUCCAACCUGUGUUUUACUGCGUCAGUGACCGUGAUGCGUUUCAACGAGAAGGAGCUGGUGUCUCUGAGCCGCCAGCCGUCAGAGAUGGCAGCCGAGCUGGGGAUGCGAGGACCCAAGAAAGGAGACGUUGUAAAGAAGAGGCUGGUGAAACUCAUCGUCAACUUCCUCUUUUAUUUCCGGACUGAUGAGGACGAGCCAAUUGGAGCUCUGCUGUUGGAGCAGUGUCGGGUGGAGAGGGAGGACAGCCAGACCUUCUCUAUUGCGUUUCUGGAUGAAGCAGAGAGGAAGUAUCUGUUUGAGUGUGACUCAGAGGAGCAGUGUGGGGAGUGGGUAGACUCCAUCAUCAAGGCCAGUUACGAGUUCAUGAGGAAGAACCUGAUAUUCUAUCGAACUGAGAUCCACAGGCUUACUGGCAAGGACCCCUUGGAGCAGUACGGUAUAUCAGAUGAAACUCGCUUCCAGGUCAACAAUGGUCUGCAACUUAAGCCUAGAGAUACCUCCUCCCUGUAGACCGGCGCCCUGUGUCCACAUGUACUUUAUUUUUCAUUUUAGUUCACCCUGCCAUUCCAUCACUCACUCCUCACUGGUUUAAAAGCCGUGGCAUUAUCAUAAGCACACAUGCUCUGAGUAUCUGAGGCCGUGCAGAGUAACUGAUCAUGCUGAUUAUUUCUUUUACGUCGAUCAUUACAGGUUACACGAGGCUGUGGAAAAAGUCGACACUGUCUUAUUUUUGGUUUAUGGGAUUUUACAAGCCAUUUUCUGUAUCAUGUAUCAUUUUCAGAUUUGCCUUGGUUAAUUGGUUGUCUGUAUAAAACAUGUUUUAUACUUUGUUUUCUACUGGACAUACUGUACUUUUAGACAAUGUGAUUUUGAGGGAGCCUAAUUGUAUUCGUGCUGUAGAGCUGCGGCUGUGACUUUCUUUCAGGACUAUUCAUAAUACGAGCACAACUGGGCUUAACAAGAAUAAAAUACAUAUUCAUAAUGUUAAUCAAAUAAAUAUAUGCUGUGUAAAGAAGCUUUUAUGAUUAUUAGAUACAGUGCCCAGUUUAGAAUAUUUUUGGCAGUAUUUACUGUCCAGAUUUGAACUGCAUGGGCGCUUUGAUCUGCUGAGUUGAGCCACCCAUUGAGAAAGACUUUUUAUUUAGCUUCCCUAUAUGUAUUUAUCAUAUAGUGCAUUUAGACUCUUUAGUUUUAAAAACUAUACUUUUGCACAUAUUACUUUACUGGGUGUUGAGGGCUUUUUAAAAUUAGAAUUUCAAUAACUUACUUGAACCUACUGUACCUUUUCUGUGGCACUUUGAAUCAGAUUCCUUUAGAUAAGCUGUGGGACAAGACUCCUGACAGGAUUUUUGAAUACAACUUGUUUUGUCAGUGUAACUGAAAUUUCAGUCUCUUGUGAAAUUGUCAGAAUGUUGAUUUCAGCAGUCAGGAGUCUGUACCACAACCAUGUUAUGUCAUUGAAUGUGUCUUUAUUUCAAACCUUUUGCACAUGAAAUGUGUUUAGUCUGUUUUUACUUCAUGUCAGAUUAUAUUUGUUUCACUUGCAUCUCUUUUUUUACUAAUAAAGCCAUUUGAAAGAUACUGUAAA